This is a messenger RNA of Lachancea nothofagi CBS 11611, 471 nucleotides long. NCBI's taxonomy places the organism in Eukaryota, Fungi, Ascomycota, Saccharomycetes, Saccharomycetales, Saccharomycetaceae. The record is from the annotation of a GenBank genome assembly.
AUGCCACGAAUCAAGACGAAACGCACCAAGACGGCACCCGACGGUUUUGAGAAAAUCAAGCCCACUCUGGUGGAUUUCGAGCUGCGUUUAAAAGAGGUACAGGACGACAGAGCAUCCAAAAUAGGCGCAAAAUCGCAACAGGGAAGUUGGGACGUGUUCCAGAUCUCACACGAACGGUCGCGAUACGUUUAUGACUUGUUCUACAAACGCAAAGCUAUAUCAAAGGAACUCUACGACUGGCUGCUGCGCGAGAAGUACGCCGAUAAGAUGUUGAUUGCGAAAUGGAAAAAACGCGGUUACGAGAAGCUGUGCUGUUUGAAAUGCAUACAGAGCAACGAAUCGACCGCUCAGGGCAAUACGUGUAUAUGUAGGGUUCCGCGGUCUACGUUAGAAAAGAAUAGUAAAGAUGGGGUCGUGACGUUCACCAGAUGUGUCCAUUGCGGUUGCUCCGGAUGCGCAAGUAGCGACUGA